This is a messenger RNA of Phytophthora nicotianae INRA-310, 576 nucleotides long. RefSeq lists its product as hypothetical. The record is from RefSeq and is a predicted model, not a curated record. The coding region runs from base 1 to 576 and encodes 191 amino acids. Gene Ontology annotation, molecular function: serine-type endopeptidase activity. The transcript has a single exon. Gene Ontology annotation, biological process: proteolysis. NCBI's taxonomy places the organism in Eukaryota, Oomycota, Peronosporomycetes, Peronosporales, Peronosporaceae.
AUGAUACGCGCUAUUGAGGCCUAUCGCCACCCUCUGUACCGCUUGUUGAGGAGCACAAAGGGCAUCACACACGAUGUGGCAUUGCUUAAACUAGAGAGACCAUCCAAACUUCAGCCAGCACAUCUGCCUGCUGUAGAUGGAUCAGACAACAAGCCCGGGGUGAUUGCAUCGGCCUUAGGCUGGGGGCUCGUUAACAACGAAACAAGCAGCGAUAUUCUUCAAACCGUGGACGUGGAGAUCAUCACGAACAAGAAAUGUGCAAAACUGUACAGCUAUGCCGCUGAGAACUCCACUGUGGACGAUUCUGUUAUUUGCGCCGGUCUUGGUGGCGGGAAGGAUUCAUGCAAUGGUGACUCGGGCGGUCCUCUUCUCGUUCAUGAUGUGGUUGUGGGCAUUACGAGCAGCGGUCCCGACGAAUGCGGCGUGUUGCCGGCAACAUACGCCCGUGUGUCCAACGCUUUAUCGUUUAUUCACGAUAUAAAAGCCGGCGGUUCUACCAAAAAUGUCACGGAGCGACUGACCGCUGAAACCUUCACUUUGUUCGACACUAGUCAAAGCCAAGAAGAGAGUAGAUAG